CUCUAGGAAGCCCAUAGCACGCACCGACGCACGUGCACGUGUGCACGCGGACCUCGACUGUCAUAGUUGUUUACAAUAUCGUUCAUCGACACUUAUCGAUUCGCGAAAUUGUACUCGAUUGUACUCUACAUACGGCUCGUGUAUUAUUACAAUUUAGGAAAACUAUAAAAAUGGCCGAGAAAAAGGAGUCCCUGUUGCACAACGCUGUCGUUUCAGAGAUACCUGACACCGCGUGUUACAUACCGAAUUUUAUUACCGAGGAGGAAGAGAGACAGAUUAUAAAGUACGUGAAUGGCGUACCUCAGCCUAAAUGGACGCAAUUAAGUCACCGUAGAUUGCAAAAUUGGGGUGGCAUACCGCAUCCCAAGGGAAUGAUAGCGGAACAGAUUCCUGAUUGGCUUCAGAGAUAUAUUGAUAAAGUGGCUGCUUUAGAUGCCUUUGAAAAAGGAGUGCUGCCUAAUCAUAUUUUAAUCAAUGAAUAUUUAUCUGGACAAGGCAUAAUGGCACACUCGGAUGGCCCACUUUUUUAUCCUGUUGUAACCACCAUUAGCUGUGGUUCCCAUACCCUCCUUGACUUUUACAGACGGCUUGAAACAUCAGAGCAACAGCAAUCAAAAUUGGAAUUUAGUUUGCUGCUAGAACGUAGAAGUCUGUUGGUUCUACAAAAGGAUUUGUACCAUAAUUAUUUGCAUUCCAUAGCGGAAAGAAACUCUGAUAGUAUAUCGGAUUCUUCAAUAAAAAAUCUACACAUGUGUGCAAAAAAGUUUACAGAAGAUGAGAUAAUAAAACGUGGUACUAGAUUGUCUUUAACUAUUAGACAUGUUCCAAAAACUAGCAAACUGAAAUUAAAAAUUUUUUGAUACACAUACAUGUUAUUGAAAUUUGGAAAACUUGUAAUUGCAAUAAACAAUGACAUUGUUGUAUGUUUCUUUCAAUUGGUA
Molecule: messenger RNA, 941 nt
Organism: Monomorium pharaonis (pharaoh ant)
Lineage: Eukaryota; Metazoa; Arthropoda; Insecta; Hymenoptera; Formicidae
Product: alpha-ketoglutarate-dependent dioxygenase alkB homolog 6
Exons: 5
Coding region: 171-860 (229 amino acids)
Source: RefSeq, a predicted model, not a curated record